AUGCUCAACCUUUGGAAAGAGGCUCUUGUUGGGGUACUCCUCAUAGAGUCAUUUGGCUCAGCCAUUGCUCUCCCACCUAGACCUCUUAUGCCCAAGUCAGACGAGCUCUCCCUUCAGGGUCAUCACAUUAAGCAGCGAGACAAUCUGUCCCCUCAUGCAGGACUCUUCAUUCGAGAUGAUGACGACGAUGACCCACCGAGGCCACCCAAUGGACCGCCCCGGCCUGAUAACAACCCGCCACCGCCGCGUCCUCCUCAAAGAGAUGAGGAUGACGACGACGAUCAACCUCGUCCUCAACAGACUCCUCCACCUCCCCCUAACCCUCCUAACCCUCCUCCUAACCCACCACCGAACCCAUCCAACCCGCCUCCCAAUCCCAAUCCGCCACCACCACCACCAGCUGUGACGAACAUGGAUGAUGAUGAGGACGGCUACGGUAAUAUGCGUUCGGUUCAGGUUGUGUUCAGAUUGAAUGAAGACAUGAAAAGCGAAUCAGGCCAGAGAAAUGCCAUGUCGGAAUCGACUUUGUCGGAUCUUUUCGAUAAGUUCGACUCGCGUGAUCGUUCAUCCGGCUUCAAGGCUUCUUAUCGUCAAUGCUGUUAUAUAUCAAGGAGCGGACCCUCGGAUUCACAGAAACUCUCGGAGUACGGUACUGAAGGCUGUAUCAGCACAGGCUUCAGCAGCCUAAUCGGCAAUUCAUCUGAAUUCAAUAUCAAUCAUCAAGAGCCUCAUGAUCAAGCUUCAUCUGGCUCUCACCAUACCGAGUUACACCCGUCUCCGUGUCGUGUUGCAUUCCGCAGCACUACGCUGUUUGACGCUGUCAGCAACCGAGCGCGAUCAAUUAACGAGACGACAUCAAAUUCUAUCAUCCAGAAGAAGCCAACUUUGGAAACCCACCAAGAACGCAACAGCCUUGGGAAAUUGCCACUGAUUGUCAUGAUGUCUUCACCCAGAGUCAAGGUUCGUACAAUUGUCAAAUUCCCUUGCCUCCACCACUAUUGGAUCACAUCAAAAGGUCUCCUGCUCAUAGAGACGAAACAGUCAUUCAGAAGGAGGAGAUACAGCGCUACGAAUACUGAAGACGUUCUCAAAGCGAGGCAAGACAAUGAGAAUGAGAAUGAGCCAGAUGAGAAGGACGAUGAAUGCGACGAUGACGAUGAUGAGAAGAAAUGCACAAGAACAAGAACCGGGCAGAACAGCACCGCAACAGUGACACAGACACAAGCACAGCCAUCUACAACGAGUACAAACCUUCCCAGUAAUACACCCGUUCCGCCUUCAUCGACGUUUGCCCUGUCGUCUCCUUCCCCUCUUCCACCUCCACCACCGCCACCGUCGGCCUCUUCGACGCAGCCAACAACCUUACUUACAUCGACGCUGAGCUUAGCUCCAUCUUUGGCCCCAAUCCCUCCGGCAACAAGUGUGCCGACUUCCAGCACACCUCUUGCCGCAGAGACAUCGACGUUAUCAUCCAACAUCAUUCCACUGCCAACAAGUCAAACACUAAGCACCAGUUCCUUAGUUACUGGUGCUCCGGCAACAACCGUAUCACCACCGCCUACACAAGCUAGUACCAGCUCAAACAAUGCCGGAAGGACAACUGGGAUCGUCUUUCUGAUUCUUGGCUUUUUCUUCUUCGGGAGGUGGCGGAGCCGUCGUCAAGCCCGUAAGACCGAGAAGGCAAAGUCCGUCGUGGGAGAGCCAACAGUUCCCCCUCGUCCGGACAGACCUGACAGACCUGAAGGCCCUGGUCUUCCUCCGCUGACCUCCAAUCCACCCAUGGCGUCACUUCCCCCUCCGCCCCCGUUCCAGCGAUCCUUUGGUCAGCCUCCUCCCAGGUCAUCAGAUAUCCGCGACUCAUCAGUAUCCAGCAGGUACGGCUUAGACCCGGGUCCAAGUUCACAAAGACAACAAGCACUGGAUCAGACCGACUCUACGAUGGCUGAUAUCACACCAUCAUCGAGAGAUGAGAAGCCACAAGCUACGUACGCGAUACCCGCAUUCUUUCAAUCUGCCAUAGAACGAAGGCAGAGAAAUGCAGCAAUGGCACAAGCCUGGGUGGAAAGCUGGCCUCCACCUCCAUACAUUGGUAGAAAGGAGCCAAGAGGGUCUUCCUUGAGAGGAAUGAUGUCAAGACUUUCCAGGACUUCGAAUGCAUCUGCAAUGUCACCAAUAUCGUCUUCGGGGCAGCAGACAUUCUCAACCGUCUCUCAGGAAUCUUUGAUCCUUCCUUGGCGAAGCUCCACCAGCUCAAGUAACUCUAGCUUGUCGAGCGGCUGGGGUGACGGGCCACUAAUACCUACGCCCGUUCUUGUGGCGGAGAAGCCGUUGAUCGGACGCAAAGUUUACAUGACCGCGGUGAAUCGGGGAAGUGAAGUUGCACCCGUCCAGCAGACGCCUACGCAAGUUGUAUGA
Messenger RNA from Colletotrichum phormii, 2415 nucleotides. RefSeq lists its product as uncharacterized. The record is from RefSeq and is a predicted model, not a curated record. The coding region runs from base 1 to 2415 and encodes 804 amino acids. The transcript has 10 exons. Lineage: Eukaryota; Fungi; Ascomycota; Sordariomycetes; Glomerellales; Glomerellaceae.